AUGAGCAGCGUCACAGCCAUGACCGUGCCGCUGCGCCACCUAGCGGUUUUAGUGUUGGUUCUGGGUGCAGCGGUCUGGACGGUCCACUCUGCGGCCGAGCUGUGCCAGCGUGACGUCAUGUGUUUCUGUGACGCGCGCCAAUCAGCUGUGCGCUGCUACGACAAGACUGUCAACUUCACAACCAUGAUGUCGGUUGUGCCGAACGGUACGAACCACGUGUUUGUUACCUUCUCCAACCUGACGACGUUCCGCGGCGGGACUGCCGGCUACCCGGCCGGCCUGGUGUGGUUAGAACUCCCGCUCAACAACAUCACCUCCGUCACGCCGGGUGCCUUCAGCGGGCUCGGCAGUCUCACCAAGCUGCGUCUGUCAGCUAACAAACUCUCGUCUCUCUCACGCGACAUGUUCUCUGGCAUGCCGAGCUUGGAGAGGCUGGAGGUGUGGGGUAACGUCAUCACCAUGGUGUCAGACGACACUUUCAGCGACCUGAGGAACCUGACGCACUUGGACCUACAGAUCAACAAUUUGGUGUCCGUUCCCUGCGCCGCCUGGCGACAUCUGUCCAAACUGCAGGACCUGCGGUUGUCCCGAAAUCCGCUAAGACACAUCCCUCCGAAAUGUUUCUCCAGCCUCGAAUCUUUAGAAAUUCUGCAUCUCAAGAACAUGGAGCUGGUGUACUUGGCUAAAGACACUUUCCUUGGGCUUGAAAGUCUUGAAAUACUGGCCCUUGGAUGGAACAACAUUUACUCUAUCGAUGACAUGGCUUUUAGUCGGCAUCCGAACCUACAAUCUAUAUCUCUCAACUACAAUAACCUCAGCGCGGUUCCAAAGUCGGUCUGGGGCAAUCUGUCCACCCUUGCUGACUUGGACUUGACCUUUAACCCUAUCCGCACGCUGGCCUCGGAUGCCUUCGCGCCUUUGAAAACGAUCGCUCGGCUCCGUCUCGGCAACGCCGAACUCUCCCGAAUACACGACGACGCCUUCCGAGGGCUGGACGAGGUGGCCGAGCUUCGGCUUGAGAAUAACGAGUUGCAGACGCUACCGGAGAAUUUGUGCGGACUGGUUUUUAACUCGGUGACGCUUGCAGGCAACCCCUGGUCGUGUGACUGCCGUCUGAAGGAACUUAAAGUUUGUAAAACUGGCGGUUUUACCGACCGUAUUCUGUGCGAGUCACCACAGAGACUGAAGAACUCAAAGAUGUCCGAUGUGUCGGUAGGGGACUUGGUCUUACAAUGUCAGAGUCCUUCGAUUCAAACCGCGCCAAGGCAGUUGAUGAUUGCGGAGGGGGAGAGGGUAGAGCUCGGCUGUACUGCGUCCGGGUUUCCAGAGCCGACGUUGCAGUGGCAGCGAUUAACAAAAGGUCAGGGACUGGUAGUGGGGGAAGGAGGUUCUCUUGUCAUCCCUGCUUUCACUCGAAACGAUUCGGGCGUCUACAUCUGCACGGCGAGCAACUACGUCGGCAAGGACUUUGUCGUCGUUCACCUGUCCGUCUCGUAUGCAAGAGCGCCCCCUCCCGACUUUAUGAGGAACGACACAAACAACAGGUUGGCAACAUCACGUCCAUUCACGACUAAAACAAACCCCAAUCGUAGCAAAACCAACUCUGAUACAGAGCGCCCCCAAGCUGUGAACACAGGUGAAAACGACAUAAAAAAGGUGGAAACGCCAGUAAAAUUGACCCCAAGCUCAAGAGAACUGACCCCCCGCGAAGAAAAUAGGACCCCGAAGACAGGACGUCCGGCUGAAGUAUCCUGUGGCGCUGGUGACUCUGGGUACGCGACUCUCCAGGCGGUGGUGACGUCAGUGGUCAUCAGUGUUCUCGGGACCAUGGGACGUGCAAAGUCACUUCAGGUGAAGCUGACCUCCUUCGUCCCCAGAGGAAACGAGCGCCAUUCACCCAAGGAGCUCCGCCCCCUUCCCAUGAGGCACCUGGAGCUGAGUACCCGUCACAGUACGCACAGCACCAUGGACCUGCUGGCCCCCUCCCUGGGUAGAUCUCCCAGCAGGCCUAGGGGCAUGGCACUGACCAACGCAGCCUUCCCAACCGACAGGGUGUGA
Branchiostoma belcheri (Belcher's lancelet) is the source of this 2058-nucleotide messenger RNA. Its product is annotated as leucine-rich repeat and immunoglobulin-like domain-containing nogo receptor-interacting protein 2. The record is from RefSeq and is a predicted model, not a curated record. Gene Ontology annotation, molecular function: protein binding. The transcript is spliced from 4 exons. The coding region runs from base 1 to 2058 and encodes 685 amino acids. NCBI's taxonomy places the organism in Eukaryota, Metazoa, Chordata, Leptocardii, Amphioxiformes, Branchiostomatidae. Gene Ontology annotation, cellular component: extracellular matrix.